Molecule: messenger RNA, 609 nt
Organism: Symbiodinium sp. CCMP2592
Lineage: Eukaryota; Dinophyceae; Suessiales; Symbiodiniaceae
Source: the annotation of a GenBank genome assembly
AUGGACCCGGACGUGUCCAACGGCCUGCGCCGGCUGCAGGACUACACACGGCAGGCAGCUGGCCAGGUGAAGGGGCUCCUUGACCACAACAACCUCCCCACGGACCUCCAGCUGCACCGCUACAUGCGAGAGCUUGUGAAGGCCUUGGGAAUUCUGCUUCGGGGCGCGCCGGAGGGCCUGAGGAGGGAGGUGGCGAAGCCUUUCGAAGGCGUCUGGGAUUUCCAGGACAACUCGUCUCUGGCGACGCCUCUCAAGGUCGAGCACUUGGUCUUCGUUUUGGAGUCCUUGGAAUCGCUCCUUUUAGCCGGCAGGGAGGUCAUGGGCGAGGUGGCCGUGCGGGAGAUCAACUACGAUGCCAGGCGGCUCAUAGCCAGGACGCCCUUGGCCAAGGUGAGGGACCUAACGCUCAACGCGCAGCUGAUUCGAGGAGUCGAGGUUCAUUUCUCCAUGCGCCUGGCGGAGGACCGAAGCCACCAUAUCUUUGCGUGGUGGUUCCGCUAUGGCGAUCGCAAUGUCCACGAGACCGUGCUGUACUGGGACGAGCACUUCGAGUACGGCGACUCAGACGACAUGAGCGAUGGUGAAGACGAGGAGGACUCUGCGAUGUGA